Anolis carolinensis (green anole) is the source of this 8104-nucleotide messenger RNA. RefSeq names its product zinc finger protein 407 (gene znf407). Gene Ontology annotation, molecular function: zinc ion binding; RNA polymerase II cis-regulatory region sequence-specific DNA binding; DNA-binding transcription factor activity, RNA polymerase II-specific. The transcript has 9 exons. The coding region runs from base 175 to 7014 and encodes 2279 amino acids. Gene Ontology annotation, biological process: regulation of DNA-templated transcription. Lineage: Eukaryota; Metazoa; Chordata; Lepidosauria; Squamata; Anolidae. The record is from RefSeq and is a predicted model, not a curated record.
CUUCUGACGUCACGCCUCACGCUCGGCAGUGACGCGCGACGGCGGAGGUACGGCACGCCACUUGUGACCAAGAUCAUCACAAGCGGAGGAGACGGCUCCCCCCGCCCGAAAGCCCUAGAGCAAAUGAACUAAUUCAUUUUAUUGCAACUCUGCUCUACACUAUCUUCAUUAAGGAUGGAUGCAGAAAAAAGUCAGAAAAUUUAUGAAGGUGAUGAGAAUGUACAAAAUAAAUUGGCACAAGAAGUUGUUGAAGACAAAUUAGCCGAAAAAGCUGGCAGAUCACCUUUCUCUACCUCACAAAUAAACACAUUUUCAACUGGAGAACAGGAAAAUCAAGAACAAAAGGAUGUUCAGAAAGGCAUGGCCAAACGGAUGUUACUAAAAUCAGCACAUCAAGAAGACUUCAGUGAAACAAAUAUCCUUGAAAAUCAGCUUCUUUGCAAAAGAAUAAAGUUGAUUGAUGAACAACAUGCCAAUGAAGGCAGAUCAUCGAAUGGCAAAAUAGGUGAAGAUUACCUUGCUGGAACAAGUAAUACAGUAGAUGAAACUGUAGAAAAUGUAGUUACAGAUGCCUCCCCUGAUAGUGAUGUCUUUAUUUCAAAUGCUUUUUGCACACAGCAUGAUCUCACACCUGAAGGUGAUGAUUUUGUACAAGAAAUACAUGUUAAAAAUGAACAUUCACAAAAAGUUCCCAUACUGCUUCCAGAACAUACACCAGGUUUUCCAAACAAUGAAACCACUAUUGGCUGUAUCACUAGCCACACUAAAAAUGAUUUGGAAUGCAAAACCUGUGAAGACACUUUUGCAGCUCCACCUGAUUUACAAAAACACAUUGAAGAAAGCCACUCUCAACAAACCCACAGUAUGAACCCACAUUGUAUUUCUCAAUCGAAGCAUACUUCAACUUUUCAAAUGCGUGUCAAGCAGAUGUCAGGCAAAGUUAGAUAUUUUUGCGAUCUUUGUGGUUUUCAGUCUUUCGAGGAAGAACUCCUGAGGACUCAUUUUCUUGGCAAGACUCAUCUACGUCGGCAAAACCUUGCUGCCCGUGGAGGAUUUGUAAAGAUCUUAACAAAAAAAGCAUUUCAUAAAAAACAGCAUUAUCCAGUCAAAGAGAAGAAUGUGAGAACAAUAGUUGCACUUAACAAACCAAAGAUAUGGAGUGCUGUUUCAAAUCAAUUAAGAACAUCAAACAGUAAGACGAAGAAUGUAAAAGCAAGCUGCAAACUUUUUGUUGAAAUGGUCCCAUCUAAAAAUAAUUUCCCAGAAAUUGCAGAGAGUAUUACCAAUGAGGAAACAUUUAUGUGCAAUGUGGAUCAAAAUAGUGAUGCCCAGGCUGAAAAGCCUGAUACUUCAGGGUCCUCAGACUGCAAUCCACAUAUAUCAGAACCUUCUGAAGGUGGCCAGGAGAGAUUUAGUAAUUUAAACCCCAUAGGGAUAUUUGUUGGGCUCCACCAUAAAAAGCCAAUUUUAUCACGAAGAGAAACUUUCAAAAAAAGUGGUUCUUUCAGAUUAAACCAGCAGAUAAAAAGACGAUACCAUCUUUUGGGCAUGAGUAGAAGGAGCAAGCCUGACUCUAGUUUGAAGCACAGUAUUAGGGGAGAGAUCAGUCACAGUGAUUCAUCACAGGUCAAAGAUUUACAAAUCAAAAGUGAUGAUAACCCUUUGUGCAAAGCUGCCUCUGAAAUGCAAGCUGUUGAUCCAGAUGGAACAAAUCCAGGUUCUUCUGUCAUUCUGGAACUUGAGAAUUUUCCAAAAAAAGUUGUUAAUAUGCAAAAGAGUUUAAAUCCUUGUACUCCCUGUUUAUUUACUUUGCAAAAGUCAGAAGGUUUGGAAUUGGAUGUUGAUAGGAUUAAUUCUGAAGAAGCUAAAUUUCAUUGUCAAUCAUGUGGUUAUUUUUGUGCAACCAGGGAAGGUAUAGAAUUGCAUUGUCAAAAUAAUAGAAACAAUAUGAGUAAUUGUCCUCACUGUUCAUCUUUUGCCCCAAAUGAUAUCAGCCUUGGAAGGCACCUGCGUGAUAAACAUGGUGUAUCUCACUAUUGUGUUACUUGCCAUAUGUAUUUUCUAAGUGAAGAAGAAAUGACAGUGCAUAAUGCAACUGAGCAACAUAUGAGUUCAUUAGCUCAGGAAACUACUGCUCAGCAACUUGAAAGUGAUUUGAUUCAGCAAACUUCACCUACUACAGUAGAAUCAAAUAGUCUUCCAAUGGUUGAAGAAGUGAAAAUACAACAAGAAAUGCCCAAGCCCUCUAUAGUACACCCUGGUCAUGAGUUGCAGGAGUCUGUUUUAAGCAAAAGCCAAUUUCAAUGUAAAAAAUGUUUUUAUAAAACAAGAUCUCCCUCUGUUUUUACAAGACACAUAAAACUUCGACAUGCACAGGAGUAUCAUUUCCUUUGUAAAGCAUGCAACCUUUACUCUUUAAGCAAAGAAGGAAUGGAAAAACACAUCAAGAGAAGUAAACACCUUGAAAAUGCAAGAAAAAAUAAUAUUGGUUUACGGUUUGAAGAAUGUAUUGAAAGAGUAUGUGUAGGAAUAAGUGAGAGUAAAAAGGUAACUGAUGCUUCCUUUUAUGGGACCAUAAAAGCACCACCAGAAAUUGAAGGCCUACCCUACUGUUCCCUGGAGAAUGCAUCAAUCAACAAGGAGCUGUUUUCAUCAGGUGAAACAACUAAAGAUAGCAAGUUGAUUCUGGGUACUGUACAAAAAAGAGGUAGACCUAAAGGAACAAUUUCUCGGACAUGUCCUCAUUGUGGUUUGCUGGCUUCCAGUGUUACCAACUUGACUGUUCAUAUUCGCCGAAAGCAUAGCCACCAGUACAGUUAUUUAUGUAAAGUAUGCAAUUAUUACACCGUAACUAAAGGUGACAUGGAACGCCAUUGUGCUACAAAGAAGCAUAAAAGCCGCUUGGAAGCUGGUGGGGUUGAAAAUGUAGAAAUCAUUGUUUGCCCAGAAGGAGGUAAUAAUGAAAAUAGUAGUAAGAAGAUAAAUAGCCCAAUAGGAGCCUUGAAUGAAUCUGUUGACCAUAGCAAUAAGUCUUCACAUUCAGAAAGUGUUGUUUUGGAAAGGCAGGGUAGUACUAUCCCAAUACAAGUAGAAAAUGUGAUUCAGAUUCCCGAAUUGGAUAUCAAUAGGAGCUCUUCAGAAAAAAAACAGUAUAUAAUUGCCAAACCAGACAAUAUUAGUCAACAUACAGAUUUCUUGGUUCAAACAGGACUUGCUAGUGCAAAUGAUAACAAGUGUGCUCAUUGCGAAUUUGUUGCACAUUCUUUUUCUUCUCUGGAUAUGCAUAUAAAGCGCAAACAUACAAAAGAAUUUGAAUACUAUUGCAUGGCUUGUGACUAUUACGCAGUUACCCGUCGAGAGAUGAUUAGACAUGCAGCAACAGAAAAGCAUAAAAUCAAAAGACAAUCUUACAUGUGCACUUCUGGAGAGGAGACAGAUGCGCUUGAAAUUGCCAAAGAAGUGGCUAUUGGGUCUGAGGAAGAACAACAACCCACAGAAGAAUUUCAGAUUAUAGCAAGUGAAACAAAACACAAAAAUAACAUGGAGAAAAGUCUGAAAAAGCAGAAUACUCAGAAAGUAAAGGAGUUCCCUAAUUACUUGGCUGCAGAAGGUUAUGUCACUUCAAAAAUGCAUAGACAAGGUUAUGUUUUUGAUGCUGAAGAUGUUGAGAUUGAAAAUAGAACUGACCAAAAUAUAGUAAAUGCAGUUAGUGAAGAAAAUGUACAAAAAGAUGUAAGACUUGGUGAGAUCAUUACGCUUAAGGAAACAAUCGAUUGUGCUCUGCGUGAUCAUAUAGAUGAUCAAGACACUGAAAAAUCUGAGCUUCCUUUUACAAUGGAAAGUGGGAAUGGAAAUAUAACCUUCAUUGAAGGAUCUCCUACCUUGAGUGUGGUGGAAAAUAAAGAGAAGUUGGGAGAAGACAUUGAUAAAGCAUAUAAAAAUACUGAGAUACCUGAUGAGGAAGUAAAAAUAGCAGAAACACAGUUGUCAGUACUUUCAGAAACAUGUAGCAUACUGCAACAGCAAACUGUUGUUGAAAAUAUUGAAAAAAACUUUCAAAAUAUGCAUAAUUUACAGGAACAAAAAAGCAUCCCACAGAGUUCUGCUACAGCGGAGGAGGAUACCCUGAUGGAUUCACAACAUGAAGCAGAAAUAUCUUUAAAUAACAUUUGGGGUGCAGAUGGCUCAGCAAUUGAAAGCGUGCAGGAAAGUAAUGAGACUUUGGACGCUUUUACCAGUUCUGCUGAUAAGUUGAAAGAGGGGUUGGUAGUGCAAAAUUGUGGUUCAUUUGACUCAUCUAUAGUAAAACUGAAAAGCCAUCAAGAUGGUUGUGAGCCAAAUGCUAUUACUGAUGUACAGAAUCUAAGUGGACUGAACGUUUAUGAGAAAGCUUUGAGAAUGGAUGCCCCACAAGGUAGUGCAAAAAGGAAGAAAUGUGAAGGGCUUCCCCCUGGUGAAUCUACACGCAUUCGCUGUGAUGACUGCGGAUUUCUAGCUGAUGGUUUAAGUGGACUAAACGUUCACAUAGCUAUGAAACACCCUUCAAAAGAGAAACAUUUCCACUGUUUACUGUGUGGGAAGUCAUUUUACACAGAAAGUAGUCUUCACCAGCACCUGGCUAGUGCUGGCCAUAUGAGAAAUGAGCAAGCAAGUGUGGAAGAGCUGCCAGAAGGGGGUGCCACAUUUAAGUGUGUGAAAUGCACAGAGCCUUUUGAUUCUGAACAAAAUUUAUUUCUUCAUAUUAAAGAACAACAUGAAGAAAUGCUCCGGGAAGUCAACAAAUACAUUGUUGAAGAUACUGAACAGAUCAACCGAGAGAGAGAAGAAAACAAGGGCAAUAUUUGCAAAUAUUGUGGGAAGAUGUGCAGAAGUAGUAAUUCCAUGGCCUUCCUAUCUCAUAUUCGUACUCAUACAGGAUCAAAGCCGUUCAAGUGCAAGAUUUGCCACUUUGCAACAGCUCAGCUAGGAGAUGCCAGAAACCAUGUCAAGAGGCACCUUGGGAUGAGGGAAUACAAGUGUCACGUCUGUGGGAUGGCGUUUGUAAUGAAGAAGCAUUUAAAUACUCAUUUGCUGGGGAAACAUGGAGUUGGUACACCAAAAGAAAGGAAAUUUACAUGUCCUUUGUGUGACAGAAGUUUUACCGAGAAGUGGGCAAUGAAUAAUCACAUGAAACUUCAUACAGGAGAGAAGCCGUACAAAUGCUCAUGGCCUACUUGCCAUUAUUCCUUCCUCACAGUAUCAGCUAUGAAAGACCACUAUAGGACUCAUACAGGCGAGAAGUCAUUCCUAUGUGACCUUUGUGGCUUUGCUGGCGGGACACGUCAUGCCCUCACCAAGCAUCGAAGGCAACACACAGGAGAGAAGCCAUUCAAAUGUGAUGAAUGUAACUUUGCUUCCACAACCCAAUCCCAUCUGACACGGCACAAACGUGUCCAUACUGGAGAAAAACCCUACAGAUGCCCUUGGUGUGACUACAGGUCCAACUGUGCUGAAAAUAUCCGCAAGCAUAUCCUGCACACCGACAAACAUGAAGGAGUGAAAAUGUACAACUGUCCAAAAUGUGAAUAUGGAACCAAUAUCCCAGUAGAAUUUCGCAAUCACUUGAAAGAACUGCAUCCUGAUAUUGAGAAUCCUGACCUCGCUUACUUGCAUGCUGGCAUAGUUUCUAAGUCUUAUGAAUGUCGACUGAAGGGUCAAGGAGCUACAUUUGUGGAAACCACAAGUCCUUUUACCAAAGCGGCUCUGGAGGAAAUUUCCUCAGUAAGCGACAAAGUUCUUCAUACUAGGAGAAGACACCCACAAUCAAGUGAACAAGUUCAGCAGGUGAUCAUUAUUCAAGGAUAUGACAGUGAUUUUGCAAUGGAUGCCUCAGUGGAGGAAACAGCAGCAGCUACCCUUCAGACUCUGGCAAUGGCUGGCCAAGUGGCAAGGGUUGUCAAUAUUACUGAAGAUGGACAAGUUAUAACUGCAAGUCAAAAUGGAUCUCAUGUGAGUAGCAUGAUUCCAGGACAAAUACUCACAGAACACCUGUCAGAUGGGAAAACACAAGUGGUGGUUGUUGAAGGACCACUUGGUGGAACUGGUAUGGAAGAUGCUGUUUCCAUAGACACAGCUUCUGAUCCCUGUAAUACCAUUGUCCAACAGAUAAUGACACAAAAAAUGUUAGAUUUACCAUUAAUUACCAGAGUACAUUCUCCUGAGUCCACCUCAGCAUUGAAUGCUUUGCUUUGUGCCGUAACGGAGCUUGGUGAAGCAGAGAACAAAGCAGAGGACCUAGAUAGGGAACAGCUCCAUCAUAAAGAAGUAACACAGACAUCAGAUCCAGAACCAGACUUUGUCUCUAAUGACAACGUGUCCGAGGAAACACAAAUAUUUCAUGAUGUCCAAACAUCUGAGUUAGAAACAGAAUCCAUGGAAGUAGUAACACAACUUGUGCACCCAUCUACCAUAAUUGCAUCUCAGGAGAGAGGUCAGGUUGCCUUCAAGAAGAUGGUUGAAGGUGUCCUACAGUUUGCUGUGUGUGAUUCAUCUGCGGCAGACCAGCUCAUGAAAGAAGGCGUCACUCAAGUUAUUUUGAAUGAGGAAGGAACCAUCCAUAUGGUAGCUAGAGAAGGAUCUCAGAUAAUAAUGCAAGAAGCAGGCAGUCAUACUCUGAGUGUCCAAAGUGAACAUAUGGACUUGGUUGGAUCUGAUGGAAAAAUUUCCCAGAUCAUUGUCACAGAGGAAAUUGUUGAAGCGAUGGUUCAGGAUUCUAACAGCAACUUCUCUGAUGGGGCAACCCAUUACAUUGUAACUGGAAUACCACAGGAGACAGAGGAUGAGUCUGGGAUAUAUUCACAUACUGUGAUAGAGACCAAUGAACCACAAGAGAUUUUGCAAGACAGCCCAGUUUUAAAUUCCAACAAUAUAUCAUCCAGUGGAAAUGAUGAACAUCUAGCUAGUAUGGUUAUAUACACAGAGGAUGGUUCACAAACAGCUGCUAUCCAAAGCCAAACAGAUAGCAAUGAAUUGUAAGAAAAAUGAAAUAUCUGUACCUUGUAUAUUUGACAGCAGGCAGUGUUAAACAGUGGAUGCUUCAAGACAUCACAUAUGAUUUCUAUUGUGAUGAUAUUUCUCCAUCUAUCCUGGUAUUCAAUAGAUUUGUGCGAAGUUAGCAUCAGCUGGGAAAGAGAAAUCUUUUUGUAUUGCAAUGGUGGUCUGAAAUGGCUCCAAACAUUGAAAAGUUUAUAAAAUCAAAUCGAAAUAGACAUAGAUGACACCACCAAAAGUAUCAAUUUAAUUGUCUUUGGUGAGAUGGCUUUUUAGGGUUUAUUCUGUUGUCAUCAGUUCAUUGCAUUCUGACUCAGUAACAUUAACUUUGUCUUUUCUCCAAAUUAAUUAUGUUAAACUUGACUUGUUUGACUUUGCAUAUGGAGAGCAAACUAAAUAUUCAUGCACCUGUCGUAUAACCUAGCUGAGAGAUGGAAUGACAAUUUCUAGAUUAAAUUUGCAUUGUACAUUCACAUUAGUUUUACCGUCUCAAAUGACCAGCCAUUCCAAACUUCUCUAAACAGAACCUAAUUAUUCCUAUUGAAAACUCAAAGAGUUCCUGAUGAAAUAAUUUUGAUACUUGUUUUAUUGAAUAUAUUUGGCCUUGUUUUCAUCUUCCACCCAUUGAAGAAGAGAACACUGUACUAAUCAACAGUUACUAUAACUGUAGCUAUGUGGAAGUAUUCACAGAAUAAAACCCAUGCUUUAGAAAGAUCGUUAUGCUUAUGACUUCAGUUUAAUUUUAUGUAAAUGACUUCUUCAUUGAAUAUGUUCAUACAGUGUUUUGGUUACCUUAAAUGAAUUGUCUUUCCCAUAUAUACCAUUCUGUAGUUCAUUUAUCAAAUCGUUUUUGGAGACAGUUGAGAUCCUGUAGACAUAAAAUGUUGCCAUUGACCUGGCAUUUCUUUCGGGAUGUUAAACUUCUGGUUAACUUCUGACUGUUAAAUAUAAGUUCCUGUUAAAAAGAGACAAAUUUCUGAUGCAAAUAUUUCUCUUUAUCCUAAGAAAUGUUAACUAUGAUGCAGAUGAGGUUAUUUUGUUGUUGUUUACAAUAAAAUGAAAGUGUUGAAAGAUA